UUGCAGGUCUCGCUCGCGCUCCCGUUCCCGCUCACGCUCCCCUAUAAAACGGGAGACAUCGUCCCCUUCAACUAUAACACAGAAUAAUAACUCAGUCAAAAUGAAUCCUUUCACUCGAAUGCCCUACAGUAAGAAAUAUUGGCAGAUUUGGGAGAAGCGACGUAAUCUUCCGGUAUGGGAAUACAAGGAAAAAUUCAUGGAAAUCCUUCAUAACAACCAAUGUAUGACCCUUGUUGGAGAGACGGGUUCCGGAAAAACCACACAGAUACCGCAGUGGUGCGUGGACUAUGUUCGCCAAAGAGCAGUUCCAGGCCAGCGAAGGCUCGUAGCUUGCACUCAGCCCAGAAGGGUAGCUGCUAUGUCCGUGGCUGCGCGUGUUGCAGACGAAAUGGAUGUCCAGUUGGGACAGGAAGUCGGAUAUUCUAUUCGUUUCGAAGACUGCGUCAGUGCCCAAACUAUACUGAAAUAUUGUACCGAUGGUAUGCUACUACGUGAGGCGAUGAAUUGCCCAUUGUUGGAUGGAUAUGGAGUUAUAAUUCUCGACGAAGCUCACGAAAGAACAUUAGCGACUGAUAUACUUAUGGGUUUAAUAAAGGAAAUAGUGAAACAACGAGCCGAUAUAAAAAUAGUCAUCAUGUCCGCCACACUUGAUGCUGGAAAGUUCCAGAGUUAUUUUGAAAAUUGCCCUCUAAUGGCAGUUCCAGGACGGACGUUCCCUGUGGAAAUCUUUUUCACUCCGGAACCAGAAAAGGAUUAUCUAGAAGCUGCAAUCAGGACUGUAAUUCAAAUUCACGUAUGCGAGGAAGUUGAAGGAGAUAUUCUGCUGUUCCUCACUGGUCAGGAGGAAAUCGAGGAGGCCUGUAAACGGAUAAAACGUGAGAUCGAUAAUCUCGGUCCAUCAGUUGGUGCAUUGAAUUGCAUCCCACUCUACUCGUCACUUCCUCCAAAUCAGCAGCAACGAAUUUUCGAACCGUCGCCUCCAAGCCGUCCAGGAGCAAUAGGUCGCAAAUGUGUCGUAUCUACGAACAUUGCUGAAACUUCAUUGACUAUUGACGGUGUUGUGUUCGUGAUUGAUCCAGGAUUCUCGAAGCAAAAGGUUUACAAUCCUCGCAUUCGAGUAGAAUCUCUUCUAGUUUGUCCGAUCUCGAAGGCUAGUGCUAUGCAACGUGCUGGACGUGCUGGUCGUACGAAACCUGGUAAAUGUUUCCGAUUAUACACUGAAAAAUUCUCCUGUAAACGAUCAGUAGUGCUACAGCUAAAGAAACUGGGAAUAGAAGAUCUCGUUCAUUUUGACUUCAUGGACCCUCCAGCUCCUGAGACAUUAAUGCGAGCUUUGGAGUUGCUUAACUAUCUAGCAGCUAUCAAUGACGAUGGGGAACUGACGGAACUUGGAUCGUUAAUGGCAGAAUUUCCACUGGAUCCGCAGUUGGCGAAGAUGUUAAUAACUUCGACGGAGCUCAACUGUUCAAAUGAAAUCUUAUCAAUUACGGCUAUGUUGUCAGUUCCACAGUGCUUCGUCCGGCCGAACGAAAUGAAAAAGGAAGCCGAUGAGGCGAAAGCACGAUUCGCUCACGUCGAUGGAGACCAUUUAACUCUACUGAAUGUGUACCAUGCUUUUAAGCAAAAUAACGAGGAUGUGCAAUGGUGUUACGACAACUUUAUCAAUUACCGUACCAUGAAAACUGCUGACACUGUGCGCACGCAGCUUGGAAAGACGAUGGAUAGGUUCAAUCUCCGCCGAGUUUCAACGGAUUUCAAGUCUAAAGAUUAUUAUAUUAACAUUCGGAAGGCGUUAGUCGCAGGAUUCUUUAUGCAAGUUGCUCACCUUCAACGAAGUGGCCACUACGUGACUGUCAAGGAUAAUCAGUUGGUGAACCUUCAUCCAUCUACUGUUCUUGAUCACAAACCCGAAUGGGCUCUUUAUAAUGAAUUCGUUCUGACUACGAAAAACUUCAUUCGAACUGUAACGGAUGUGCGACCGGAAUGGCUGUUGACAAUCGCACCUCAAUAUUUCGACCUUUCGAAUUUCCCUGAUGGUGACACGAAGCGAAAAUUGGUAUACGUUGCCAAUUCGUUACGUGCUUUACAAAACAGUAAAGGAGUUUGA
Haemonchus placei is the source of this 2107-nucleotide messenger RNA. The record is from the annotation of a GenBank genome assembly. Lineage: Eukaryota; Metazoa; Nematoda; Chromadorea; Rhabditida; Trichostrongylidae.